Molecule: messenger RNA, 2140 nt
Organism: Boleophthalmus pectinirostris (great blue-spotted mudskipper)
Lineage: Eukaryota; Metazoa; Chordata; Actinopteri; Gobiiformes; Gobiidae
Gene: tmed5
Product: transmembrane p24 trafficking protein 5
Exons: 4
Coding region: 147-833 (228 amino acids)
Biological process (GO): endoplasmic reticulum to Golgi vesicle-mediated transport; intracellular protein transport; Golgi organization
Cellular component (GO): endoplasmic reticulum; Golgi apparatus; COPII-coated ER to Golgi transport vesicle
Source: RefSeq, a predicted model, not a curated record
CCAUCUGUCGGUCGUCACUGUAGUAGUUCAAUGUGAGAACAUUUUAGGAUCCAGAAGUUUGUCCAGUUUUGAGAUCUGUGUAUUUUGUUGGUUCGCUUUUGAAUUAUUUUAGGACUUUUAUGCACUUUUGUUCAUAAAGACCUACAAUGGAGAUAACAAGGGGGGUCUUUCACGUUUUACUCGUACUGUUGGCGUUAGUCUUGGAGAAGUUUGCGGUGUUUGCUGCUUUCUCGCAGUCAAUGGACAGUGAUUUCACGUUCACUCUUCCUCCUGGUCGAAAAGAGUGUUUCUUCCAGACCAUGAAAAAAGAUGCCUCGCUGGAGAUUGAAUACCAGGUACUGGAUGGGGCAGGUCUGGAUGUGGAUUUCUACAUUGCUUCACCUACAGGUCAUGUGUUGUUCAAUGAUUACCGCAAAUCGGAUGGAGUACACACAGUUGAGACAGAGGAUGGAGACUACAUGUUCUGCUUUGACAACACAUUCAGCUCAGUGUCUGAGAAGGUCAUCUUCUUUGAGCUGAUCCUUGACAACAUGGACGCAGAUGAAGACCCAGAUGACUGGAAGGAGUACGUUCAUGGGACAGACAUGCUUGACAUGAAGCUAGAGGACAUCAUGGACACAAUCAACAAUGUGAAGGCUCGGCUGUCCAAAAGUGUUCAUAUUCAGACUGUGCUGAGAGCAUUUGAGGCUCGGGACAGGAACCUUCAGGAAAGUAAUUUUGAUAGAGUGAAUUUUUGGUCUAUAACCAAUCUCAUUGUAAUGGUAAUUGUAUCGGCGGUUCAAGUGUACCUUGUGCGCUCACUCUUUGAAGAUAAAAGAAAAAUUCGCACAUAACAUUUUCUUAUUAGAUUUCAAAAACAUAGUUUGCUUCUAAUAUAUUUAUCUUGUCAAGGUUGAAAAAAAAUGCACAAAUAAAUUUCACAUUUCCCCCAAAUUACUUGGCUUACUGAAGAAAAUGAUUAGGGACUGCAAUUUGUAUUGGCAUUUUUGAUAUAUUUCCAUACAAUUGGUAAAGGUGACAAGAAGUCUGUUAUAUUAUUUUCAAUUAAUUAACUGCUGGCCAAAUAUUUCUAUAGCAGAGUUGGUCUAUGCCAGUGUGCUGUCUGGUUCUCAAAUAUUUUUAAUAUAAAUGUUUUAUAUUUUAUGAAGAUGCCUUCAGGGUUGCAUUUGGAGUAGCUUCAUGUCCAUUAGGACCAUAGUAUUCAUGAAGUGAAAACAGUGUCCUAUUUUGAGCCAUUUUGCCACCUGCAGCAGCCUAAGGACCAUGAACAUAAAUGAAAAUAAAUGGAAACAUCACAGAAUCAUGUAAUGGCGAUUGCUCGAAAUUUCUUGGCUAAACUUGAGUGGACUUUGCUGCUGAGAACUCUCAUGGUUGCUGACAAGGGUCUGGUUACAAGCACCUACUAUGUGAAGAUGUCUGCCAUACUCUCUGGUGACAACAUGCUAUUUCUAUCGUAUGGAAACCUGGAAGGUCAUUACCACUGUUAUAUAUGUGCACUGUUCAGUUUAAUUAUAUGCACAGGCCAUUCAUUGCCUUGUCUGAUUUUAUUUUUAAAUUUAAGUGGGUUUUUAUUGUGCCAUUAUCAAACUAAAUGGUCUUUGCACUGCCUACAAUGCCAUCGAACAACAUCAAGUUUGUCUUUGAAUAUAAACUUGGGUAUACUCCUUGCAGUAAACAACACCUUUUAAUUCACAGAAGUUGUUUUGGGUUUUUUGACACUUUGAAAUAUCAGACUACAAUUUCUUGGUGUCAUAGUUACUGUUUUUUAUUGACGUUUACUGGGUAUCCGGUUUGAUCCUCCAGGUGGAGGGAUUCUUACUGUCAUCCUUCUGAGCAUUUUCUCUGUUAAAAUGACAUAAUGAGUUUGUGCAUGUACUAUUUAAAGGCUUUGAUUUCUAAAACAAUUACCCAGUGGUUCUGUCAUUGGUAAAGUAUAUUUGCUUAUGCCUGUUUAAUCAAGAACCUCAUUUAUUGUUUUCAUAAAACCCUAUGCAGGGCUUUUACAGAUUUUCUGUUACUUUUAUGUACAUGUCUUUUAUGAGGUCACGCUAUUCACGAAGGAGAAAGACUGACCACAUAUUUAUUCUGUUCAUGUUCAGUUAACAGUAAAGUGUGUAAAUUAAAUGAUUUUAAGAAAUAA